Molecule: messenger RNA, 557 nt
Organism: Cetraspora pellucida
Lineage: Eukaryota; Fungi; Glomeromycota; Glomeromycetes; Diversisporales; Gigasporaceae
Source: the annotation of a GenBank genome assembly
AACAUAAAAACCUGAAUGAUGAUCUUGAAGGACAGGUCCAUUUCAAUCUUCAAUUUGACGUUGAUCUAAAUUCUAUUUACGAACAUAUUUCACCAGUAGAAGUCACUAUAAAACAUAAUCCAUAUAUUGAUAUUGCUAAUUCGAUUCUUUGUAAUUCAAGAUAUUCGCUAAUUUCAGUAUCUUCAUGCAACCCUUGGCAAGAAAUUCAUUUGGCUUGCAAUCUUGAAAAACUUGAUAACAAUAAUCAUCUGCUCAAUAACGAUAAUAAUGAACCUUCUACUAUAAAUACCGUACAAGAAAUUUAUGAAACAAAUAAUGAUAACCUUAUGAAUGAGAUUAAACAAAAGCAUGCACGGAUAUAUCAAGUUUUAUCUGAGGCACAAUGUAUUCUUAAUGAAUCGAAGGCUUGUCAUAAUCGCUUAAAAUUCCUUGAAAAUAUGGAAUCCAAAGUAAUGCCGGUUGAAAAAUUGGUCAAAGAUAUUUUGCAACACGAAAAAAGACAUUCACUGCCACAAACGUGGAAGGAUAGCAAUGAAAAUACACAAUAUUAUGGAUAA